Alternaria atra is the source of this 3438-nucleotide messenger RNA. RefSeq lists its product as uncharacterized. The record is from RefSeq and is a predicted model, not a curated record. The coding region runs from base 1 to 3438 and encodes 1145 amino acids. Lineage: Eukaryota; Fungi; Ascomycota; Dothideomycetes; Pleosporales; Pleosporaceae. The transcript has 5 exons.
AUGUCGCUGAACGGCCUGGACAAUGUCGAGGUAACACAGGCGUACCAGGGUGCCCUCGCCGAGGCUGGCGGUUGGUUCCUGCUCAGAUACACAUCAAGGGAUGCUGUCCAAGUCCUGACGCGGGGAACUGGCGGUGCCGGAGAGGCGCGCGCUGCUGUCGCCCAAUACGAGGAAAAAUCGCCACUGUACGGUCUCCUGCUGUACCGUCGGCGCAAGGUCCUGGUCAAAUACGUGCCUGAGGGGACAUCGCGACUACUGCAGGCCCGCGUCAGUGUCCACUUCAUCAACAUCACCGAGAAGUUUGCGCCCCACGACAUCGUCUUGUCUAUUUCCACACCUGAAGAACUUAGCGAUGCCGCCCUUACUGCCGCCUGCACUCUGCACACCGCCGCCCCCUCGAGCUCCUCUUCUAGUGGAUCGUCGCGACAGCAGAAACUCAGCUGGAUACAAGAGGCUGCCGAGGAAGGAAACCAGCCCGAUGCAGAUGGCCACGCUGCACGACCGGGUACAGCCAAGUCCAACAUCCCCACUAUCCUGGAGCCAUCUAGGAGCAGCGAAGACGAGCCGACCAGGAGCGGAUCUGUAACAUCGCAAGCAGAGUCAGUCCCCUUGAUGCUGGAAGAGAAGGCUGUCGAGCACAAGCUGUCACCACAGAUUUCCCAUGUCACCAUGGAGACAGUAACGGAAGGGCCCACCACACCCGAUGAUACUGAUUUGUCGGACCUCCAGGAUACACUCAAAAGCUACGAUUCGCUCUUCGAAAACGGACCAGAACCACGAAGCUCAUCACAGACCACAAGGCCAAACUACGACGAGCUUUACCAGCACUACUAUGCGCAGUACACCAAGCCCAAGGUCAAGUUGGGACCACGACCGCGACCAUCGCUUGAAGGCCGAAGACCAUCCACCUCCGGCAGCGCACCGUCAGAUUUGGCAAGACCGGUUUCGUCGCUUCCUGCAGGUUUGCGCUCUGCAACACGAAAGACGGCUGACAAGAAAGAGUCCAAGACAAACUCCUCUAGCACACUUCCCGCGAUUGCUAUUCCUCCACAACACGAGGUUCCUCCGAUGCCUGAAAUGCCACAAUCUCCCGCCUCGUCCAUGUAUUCAUCGAGAGCCCCAGCCAGCACCAAAUCCAUGCCUGUAUCUGCAUACCGGAGUCACCUUAGAUCUGGAGGAACGACGCAGGAAAGGACAAGACUCAUGAAGGCUCUCGAGAUGCGCAAGAAACAACAGCAGGCCCAACAGCUAAAGAGAGAGAAGAGUGCGGAAGAUGCUGCCUUGGAGCCAGAAGUACAGGCUGAGGGCACCGAAGCUGUUACUGAGGCUGGAGACGAAACCCCGACAGAUGCUACUGUCACCGCAACCGAAUCCGAGGAGAGCACUUCCACUGCACAACCUGAAGACGAGUCCGACGCCGACAAGGAGACACUGCUUGGCGACGAUCUGUCCUCACAACGUCUGAGCAGCUCUGGUCUGGCUUUUGCAGAUCACAACCAGAACGAGACAGAUGACUUGAACUCCACUGCUUCAGUUUCAUCACCUAUAUCCGCCCAAACUCACGGUUCUUCUGGCGCACCUUCAACCAGGCCAUCGUCUAUCUCAGAAGACGAAGCCGGCAUGGAAGACUCGCAAAAGGUUGAAGAAACUGAUGAAUCACACAGCCCGGGUUCCUUGGAUGAAGAGCAAUCAGUCGACAGCGCACCGACUGUGGUGCCUGAGAGCACGACCCCUGUACCAUAUGCAGAAGCUCAGCCUGAGCUUACACAAGCUCCAGUGAUUACCGAAAGAGCGCCGUCAUUCGAUGAUGAUAGCAGUAACAGGGAUACCCUGCGGCCAAGCGAGAAUGAUGUUCCAUCACAGCGACGCUCCAACCGGGAGUCUACUAUUUACAUGCCUUCAGGUGAGACGUUUGAACAAGAUGAAGGCCAGGUAAAGAAGCGGAACAGGGAAUCCAUGCUGAUGCCCUCAUCCCAGCACCAAAGUUGGUAUGAGACCAAGGGAAAGCGGCGUGCAGUGUUGGAUCCUCUCCAAGUCAGCGCAGACAAUUCCGAGACCGAGUACCUUUCGGACGACUCUUUCAUGGAAGAACUCCAAAGUGCCACAGUACACCAAGCUAAGCCUAUGUCGGUGUCCAAAUCGCCGAUUACGCCAUUCUUCCCACGGAAAUCCUCUGCGACAGACCUGUCAACACCUCCCAGAUCAGCCUCUUCGAACUACCACGGUAUCAGCCGUUUGUCACCCGGAGAGAGUACUCGUAAGGUUUCAGGCGGAUGGCCUCCCGCGCCAAAAUCCGACACAAGCGCGCGUACGAAGAUCAACGUUUCCUCUGGCAUUUCGCAAAGGAUCAAAGCACUCGCAGACAAGACUAACAAGGAAUCGGCUUCACAAGUAAGUCUUGCUAGCUCUGCUUUGAGCACAAAAAGCUCCACCCUCGCCCAGCGUAAAUCUUCAUUCUUUGCGACAACACCUCUUGAGACCUCGCCCAAUGGGAGGUCUAGCACGCGUCUUGGAAGCCCUGCGUUUUUGACUUCAUCUGCUUCAACGACGCCUGACAAGAAGAAACAGUCGGCCCCGGUUAAGUCGACGGUAUACAACGUACAGCGAGGAGCUGAAAAGCCAGAGUCCGUGCAAGUUACUGCUCGCAUCGUUCGGGAUGAGCGGAGUAUGAAGCCGACACUUGCGAUGCCAACUGAGGGCACGCCACUGGAUCUUCAUCAAAGUCCGCUUAUCAUCGACCACCAAAAGGCAACCAUCACUCCCAAGAGCCCUACUCGUGGAAGACCCGAGCCCGCGUCUCCCCCACCUUCUUCGUCACAUUCGCGCGAGCCUAGCAACGCGCCCUCGCGUGCAUCGUCGGAGAGCACCUGGAGGAACUUUGGUCGCCGCAUGAGCGAGUCCAAGUCGGUACAUAGCCAUGAUGGCGAAGAUAAGAAGGACGACAAGAAGGACAAGAAAGACAAGAAGGAUUCUCGCACCAGCAAGAUGUUCAAGCGCAUGUCUUCUUCCAUGGCUGCUAUGCCUUGGAAGAACUCGAGUAGCAAUUUGGCACUUCCAGAGAACGACAUGCGUUCUACUUCCUUGGCAUCGCUACGGGAGCCACCGCCACCUGUGCAUGUUGGUGAUUUAAAUAUUCAGUUCCCGGACACUCUGCUUUGGAAACGACGAUGGGUCGAAAUUGAUGCCUUGGGCAACCUCGUCCUCAGUCCUUCGAAGCACAAUGAGAAGGGCAUCGUCAAGCGCUUCCACCUCAGCGACUUCCGCACGCCAUACCCACCUGACCAAGAUCGACAAGAACUUCCUAACAGUGUAGUCCUUGACUUCAUGGACGGGCGAACCUUGCAGUGCGCAUGCGAGACGUACAUGGCGCAAGCUCAGGUUCUGCAGAUUCUUCGGGAAGCGCAUGAUGCCUGGCUUGCGUACAACCAAGCGCUGUGA